Verticillium dahliae VdLs.17 is the source of this 1386-nucleotide messenger RNA. RefSeq names its product suppressor of stem-loop protein. The transcript is spliced from 2 exons. Gene Ontology annotation, biological process: DNA-templated transcription; nucleotide-excision repair; regulation of transcription by RNA polymerase II. The record is from RefSeq and is a predicted model, not a curated record. Bases 1 to 1386 code for a protein of 461 amino acids. Gene Ontology annotation, cellular component: transcription factor TFIIH holo complex; transcription factor TFIIH core complex. NCBI's taxonomy places the organism in Eukaryota, Fungi, Ascomycota, Sordariomycetes, Glomerellales, Plectosphaerellaceae. Gene Ontology annotation, molecular function: zinc ion binding.
AUGUCCGACUCCGACGGCGACUUUGUCGAGUCCGAAGACGACCGCCACAGACCCUCGCGGCCGGCGGGCGGCGGCAAGGAGGCGCGUAAGAAGAAAAAGGCCGGCAAGGCAGCGGCAUGGGAGGUCGUUAAGCGGUCGUGGGAGACGGUCGAGGAGGGCGCCGACGGCAGCCUCGACGUCGAGGGGCGGGCCGAGGCCGAGAAGCGGCGGCGGCUGCUGCGCGAUACGACGCCGCUGCAGCGCGGCAUCAUCCGGCACCUCGUGCUCGUGCUCGACAUGAGCUUCGCCAUGGCCGAGAAGGACCUGCUGCCCACGCGGCUGCGGCUCACGUGGCGCCUCGCGCGCGAGUUCGUCAAGGAGUACUUUGAGCAGAACCCCAUCUCGCAGAUGGGCAUCGUCGGCAUGCGCGACGGCGUCGCCGUCCGCGUCAGCGAGAUGGGCGGCAACCCCGUCGAGCAUGUCGAGGCCAUCAACAAGUGGGCCGAGAUUGACCCGCAGGGCAGCCCGAGUUUGCAGAAUGCGCUCGAGAUGUGUCGUGGUGCCCUGUUCCACGCGCCGAGCCACGGCACGAGAGAGGUGCUCGUCGUCUACGGCGCCCUGCUGUCGAGCGACCCCGGCGACAUCCACGACACGAUCGCGAACCUCCUCGCCGACAGGAUACGCGUGUCGAUCGUCGGGCUCGCGGCCCAGGUGGCCAUCUGCGAGGAGCUCUGCCGCAAGACCAACGCCGGCGACGCGACGCAGUACAACAUUGCCCUCGACGAGAUGCACUACCGCGAGCUGCUGCUCCGCACGACGACGCCGCCCGUGACGCGCACCCAGGCCCAGAGCACGGCCUCGCUCCUCAUGAUGGGCUUCCCCUCGCGCACCCUCGCCCCCGCCGACACGACGGCCUACUGCGCCUGCCACAACACGCCCGUCCGGGAGGGCUACCUCUGCACCCGCUGCGGCACCCGCGUCUGCCGCCUGCCCGCCGAGUGUCCCGCCUGCGGCCUGACCCUCAUCCUCUCCACCCACCUCGCCCGCUCCUACCACCACCUCUUCCCGCUGCGCAACUGGGUCGAGGUCCCCUGGGCCCGCGCCGCCGCCUCGCGCGCCUGCUACGCGUGCCUCGCGCCGUUUCCCGACCCGCCGCCCCAGCGCCGCGGCCACAGGACCAACGGCACCGACGGCGGCGACAAGGAGGCGGCGCCGGUGCCGAAGCAAAAGGGCGUCAGCGAGAGCAGUCGCUACGCGUGUCAGGUGUGCGGCAACCACUUCUGCAUAGACUGCGACGUCUUUGCGCACGAGGUCAUACACAACUGCCCCGGCUGUCAGAGCGACGCGCGGGGCGCUGUCACGAACGGGGAGAACGGGACGAACGGGGCGAUGGACGUGGACAGCUAG